Amphibalanus amphitrite is the source of this 4171-nucleotide messenger RNA. Its product is annotated as sodium-dependent nutrient amino acid transporter 1-like. Gene Ontology annotation, molecular function: L-amino acid transmembrane transporter activity. Lineage: Eukaryota; Metazoa; Arthropoda; Thecostraca; Balanomorpha; Balanidae. Gene Ontology annotation, biological process: sodium ion transmembrane transport. Gene Ontology annotation, cellular component: membrane. The transcript is spliced from 12 exons. Bases 1525 to 3510 code for a protein of 661 amino acids. The record is from RefSeq and is a predicted model, not a curated record.
CUUGCGAUUUGUGUUAAAUUUAGUAACACAUUUACCUUGUAUUCUGCAAAUAUAUUCACACAAGCCUUAUGUGUUGAAGACACAAUUAUAUUGUGUUUUAGGACACAACACGACUGGGUUAACACAUUUGUAAAUUGACACGUCUGUGACGGGUCAAAAAAUGCAUGAUGCAGGGUACACAAGAAAGCCUAGUUAACACGCUCUGCCUGUGCGUUUUUAGUCGUUUUUUGUGUCAUUUUGUUUUCAGUGUGGAUCUGCACAUGAAACGUGCCAAAAUGUAUUUCAUUUCGGCAUCAAACUUCCGAUUGUCCUUAGAAGUUAGAAGUCACCAUAACGGUACAGUUCCAAAACAUGAAAGGCUGUUUUAGACUCAAUAGUCAAUGUCAAUACAAAUUAGCUUGAGAGAAGGUUACCCUAUAUGUAGCUUGCUAUGUACCUACAUAGCUAUGCUAUGUAUGUAGCUAUAAGCUAAUAACUAUUUUUGCCUACCUACAUUAAGCAAAGCUCAAUAUUCUGUCUUCAUACGUUCCUUUUCUACAUUGUCGUGCUCUUCCGUGUGUUUCCUGCCUUCUGUUCCUUGAAACAGUAGUUUCGUGUGCUUCCACUUCCGAUCGUAAUAUCAGACAUUAGAGAUUCAAGGUCGGAUACUGAAUUGUCGGUUCGCAUACGCCGGAGGCCGAUGUGCGAGUGGCAAUUGGACGCUCACUUUCACCUUCAGAGUCGCCACGGAAUGUGACGAUAAAAAUCGCGCCUACCUGUUUGUCGCCUGUCCGUCGCCGAACCGAACGUCACCGUUCAAAUCGCAGCUGCUUGGUAUACGCUUACCUGAGGUAUGUGAUUUAGAUGUGAUGCCCCAGUGACAUUUGACGUGCUGCUUUUAAGCAAUGCUGCCGAGAGGAUAAGACUGUGUGCGGGCUUAUAACUUUUGAGAAAUGAUUCUGCCUGUGUAGUUGAAGAUGAUAGCUGAAGAUAGCACGUCUUGUGCGCAUUACUAAUUACGCAUUACGAAUCUUGUGCUCAUUACGAGUCUGAGAAUUGAAUAUCAUUUCAACUAAUGUAGCUUUGCUUCAGCUGCAGCCUUCAAAUACCUAAUUUUUUUAUUUGCUUUGAUUCAUUUUUAAAUCCGCCUUUUCUUCCUCACCAAAGUCGCAUUGGCAACAGGGGUCAGUUGAUUUCCAAAGUGUAACCCAAAGCCGAGCUUGGCCUUGGCAUAGGUUGUGUGGGCCCGGUAUGCCUGCUGAUUCAACUGGCCUCUGUGCCGAACUGCUGUUAUCGGCAAACAGCGAACAACACGCUCGUCAAGAGCGGGCUCAGCGGACCCUGGCCUUUUGUCGGGCACGGGUUGUGUCUGGUCAUGGGGUGCCAAUGGGUGCUGCGCGCUCCGGAGCCCCGGCCAGCUCGGCCGCGGGCCGCAGUUCGCUCCCGUGGUCCUCCCAGAGGCUCCGGCAGCUCAGUCAGUGCAGGGAGCCGCCGCCCGAGGCACCAGGAUCUGUCCGAGGCCGUCCGACGCGGCCAUAAAUCGUCAUGGGUGACGAUAACGGCCAGAUUAUUGAGAAGGAUCAGAAUGGCAACGGCGAGCCUCGGGCGAGAUGGGGUAACCGUAUCGAGUUCCUGCUGUCCUGCAUCGCCAUGUCGGUGGGACUGGGCAACGUGUGGAGAUUUCCAUUCACUGCCUACGAGAACGGCGGCGGCGCCUUCCUUCUGCCGUAUCUAUUCGUGCUGAUGACCAUAGGAAAGCCGAUGUACUUCAUGGAGUUGGCCUUGGGGCAGUUCUCAUCACACGGGAGCGUCAAGGUCUGGAGCGUUGUGCCAGCACUUAAAGGGGUCGGGUACGGCCAGCUAACGGCCACGUCCGCCGUGCUCUCCUACUACGUGGCGCUGAUGGCGCUCACGGUGUUCUACUUUUUCGCCUCGUUCUCGUCUGUAUUGCCGUGGAUGGUGUGCGACCCGAGCUGGGCCGACCUGACGCGCUGUGUCGACCCCACCACCAACCUGUCCCAGCUCACCAGCAACGACACCAUGGGAUCCACCGAAAUGUACUUCCAGAUGAACGUUCUAAAGGAGCUGCCCAACAUUGACCACGGUAUCGGUCUGCCCUGCUGGAAGCUGACACUCUGCUUCCUCUUCUCCUGGCUAGUCGUGUUCCUCACCAUGGUGAAGGGCGUGCACAGCUCCGGAAAGGUCGCAUACUUUACUGCCAUCUUCCCAUACGUCGUGCUGAUCACUCUCCUGAUCAGAGGGCUGACGCUCCCCGGGGCCUACGAUGGAGUCGUGUUUUACAUCAAACCGAGAUGGAACGAACUGCUCAACGCUAGAGUGUGGUACGCGGCCAUCACCCAGUCGUUCUACUCACUCUCCAUCGGGUUCGGACCACUGGUCAUGUACUCGAGCUACAACGACUUCAGAGACCCCGUCGCCAGAGACGCAGCCAUCAUCAGCGUGGCGGACAUGCUGACCUCACUGCUGGCCGGGUUCGUCAUAUUCGGCAUUCUGGGUAACCUGGCUCACGAGCUGGACACCACGGUGGACCAGGUCAUCAAGGGCGGCGGCACGUCGCUGGCCUUUGUCUCGUACCCGCAGGCGCUGGCCAACUUCCCCGGGGUGCCGCAGCUGUUUGCCGUCCUGUUCUUCCUGAUGUUGUUCACGCUGGGCGUGGGCUCGGCCACCGCCCUCACCGGCUGCGUCAUUACCAUCCUUCGAGAGGAGUUCCCCAGUGUCAGCCAGCUGGCGGCCACCACCAUCGUGUCUGUGGGAGGGUUUCUUGUCGGACUCGUCUACAUUACACCGGGAGGUCAGUUCAUCCUGAACCUGGUGGACUUCUUUGGAGGCGGAUUUAUCGUGUUCAUCCUGGCGACUCUGGAAGUUGUGGCUAUCCAGUGGGUUUACGGCAUCAACAACUUCUGUGACGACCUGGAAUUUAUGACUGGCGCUCGUCCCAACUGUUAUCUGAAGUUUUGCUGGAUGUUUUUCAUCCCACUGGCUCUCAUGGCCAUCUUUAUCUACUCAGUGGCUACCAUGCAACCUCUGACGUACGGCAAAGUCGGGUACCCGGACAGCGCAAUGAUCUGCGGCGCACUGCUCAUCCUUCUGACUCUUCUCAUGCUGCCGGUCUGCUUCGCCCGGGAGGUCUACAGGGCGAAUGGAAUGACCCUUCUGGAGCGCGUGCGGUCGACGUUCCAGCCGGCAGCGGACUGGGGUCCGGCAGAAAACGAGCAACGCAAAGAGUGGCUGCAGGCCACCGGCCGAAAGGACCCACUGGCCGGCCGGGAGUCGCACCGCCGGCCGCGGCCGCCGCUCCAGCCGCGUCGCCCCAGCUACCGGCCCGGCCCCGAGCCCACCUACCGACACAGUGUGGCGUUCGCAGUGCCGCCGCCGGUCCUGGAGCGUGACCAGCGCCGCCUGGCGGAGUUAACGAGAAGACACAGUGCGCCGCACCGCUCGCUAGGUGGAGGGUAUGUGAAUGAAGCUGUGACCGGCAGUCGUACGGAUGUGGCCGAUGAACGUGUGUGAGCGGAUCGUCAGAGGGGAUGUCGACAUUCGACAGGUGUAUUUCAAGGUCAGUGAGUCCGUGUACUCGAGUCGGCUUGGUAGCUAGAUGUACAGCACUACAGAAAGGCUGGAAGGGGGCGAAGUCGAUUUAGUGGCUAAGCAGUGCACGAUGCGUGGUGCGCAUGAUGCAUCUCGUUCCGUCGUUUUCAUCCUCACGAUGUUGAAAUCCUCCUCCACGCCGCAACCCCCACUCCGGGCUGGACAGGCAACUUUAUCUCAUGUGGGCUGCUCCCUUGGAGCGGCACCGCUGCUCCCGAGGGAGCGCACCCCGUAGGCGGGUGUAGAGAGUGUUUGGGGCUCGUCGGCCUGCCCAUUCGGACGAGCUCAGCCCCGGUGACUCUCAUCUCUAAGGUGUCUGCCCAGACCAACGUCUCCCCCUAAUUCAUACCAUCCUUCCGGCUCUGAAAUGGUCUUGUCAGACCGAAAGGGCCUUACCCAGCAAAACAAAACAUCAGCAUGAUACAUGAAGUGUAGCUUGUAGUAAUCGAAACAGAAGGGCCAAUGUUGCAAAAAUAGUCGAAUUUAGAGCUGACGUUUACAGUGGCUGUGCUGAAUGCCCUUCUGUAGGGCUCUCUGUUUCUGUAACUUUAUUUAUGGAAAUAAAUUCGCUUUCAUUCGGUUA